UGCGGAGACGCAUAAACAGCUUUCUCUCUCUUUUUCACCUGAUCCUGCCCAUAUUCUCUGACCGUCCAACCUACCAUAGAACAUAUACCAACCAUUUCCACCAUGUCUGACGAGGAAAAGAAACCAGUCGACGCGCCCGACACAACCGACACAACCGACACAACCGACACGCCAGAGGCCAAGGAAGCUGUCGACAAGAUCGCAGAGGCAGCGCCCCCCGCCCGCCCAAGCAGCAUCAGCAAGACGGGCUUACUUGCGGGCGUCAAAAAGGCCGACGAGACUAUCCUGAGGUUGAACAAACUGCUAGCUUCCCCAGGCGGCCUCUCCGCAUUCCUCUCCACAUUCAACUACACCCUCUACAUCCUCGCCUACGCUCAGACAAAAUCCCCCGCCGUCUCCGCCUUUGCCACAAAGUUGCUGUCCCUCAUCCGCCCAGCAUGCGAUGACACAAAGAUACCCGCCACCACCCUCGUCGACAAUGGCACCGUCCCGCCCAUUGCUGCCCUCGCCGUCCUCAUCUCGAAGACGCGCACAACCCUCCGUCUGACGGGCACCCUGCCUCUCUACGCAUGGCUGCGUUCCCUCGCCUCGGGCCCCAAGCCAGGCACAGACGUCGUCUUGCAUAGAAUCGCCACCCUCCAGGCCAUGAGCUACUUUGCUUACCAACUGCUCGAAAACAUUUCCCUUCUCGCCGACUCGGGCGUCGUCUCCCCCCGCGUCAUCUCAGCACUCAACCGCGGCAACCCCAAGACUGCCCGUCUGUACCUCUACGCCUACCGCUGCUGGCUCGGCGGUGUCUCGUGCGACUUCCUCCGUCUGAUGCGCGAGUGGCAGAUUGAAGGCCGCAGGAGGCUCACCCGCCAGCAAAUGGUUGCUGAGGGCAAGGCAAUCGCAGAGUACCAGGACGAGGAGGACAAGAGAUUUGACAAGAGGUGGUGGACCGACUUCGUCAUUGCCAGCGCUUGGUUCCCCAUGGCACUGCACUUUAGCAGUGCCAGCGGUGGUAUACCCGGCUGGAACCUGGGCAUCAUGGGCGCUUGUGGUUUGAUUGCUGGGAGCACGAGGAUGAAGGCGCUAUGGGCAAGUACCGCAUAGACUUGCUCAUCAGCAUGGCUGAUUGUCUGGGAAUUGUUGGUGCAAGUCAUUCCAUUUUAUAGUUGCUUAGAAUUUGAUUCGGCUGGAUUAUAGAGUUCACUUAUUCGAAUUUUUUUGCUAUCUUUCAGCGUCCUUCCUAUAAAAAUACGCAGUUUCUCAAUCAUGUGCAUUCUCCAUCAUAUUUUGGGGCGUGCGUAAAAGAUUGUACUCCUCACUUUUGUGUCUAAAAUACACGGUUGCACUCUACUAGUUUUAAAAUACAUUUUCAGAAU
Bipolaris sorokiniana ND90Pr is the source of this 1367-nucleotide messenger RNA. RefSeq lists its product as uncharacterized. The coding region runs from base 103 to 1095 and encodes 330 amino acids. The record is from RefSeq and is a predicted model, not a curated record. Gene Ontology annotation, cellular component: peroxisomal membrane. Lineage: Eukaryota; Fungi; Ascomycota; Dothideomycetes; Pleosporales; Pleosporaceae. Gene Ontology annotation, biological process: peroxisome fission. The transcript is spliced from 2 exons.